AUGAGGCCAGAUUUGCGUAACCUGUCUAAGUAUGCCCCGAGGCUGGUUGAAGACCCCGUGGAUAGGGCCGGAAGGUUCAGAGAUGGGCUGAAGCCCGAGAUCGGGAGCGUGCUGAUACCAUUUAAUCUGAAGGAUUACAACGACCUUUAUGAGAGAGCUCAGAUGGUUGAGCGUGAUCUGACCGAAAGGGCCGCCGCUUUUGGAUCGCGGUUCGUGCCAUCGAGUAGGAGAGAUAUUCGGCAAGGGAAGAGGCCGAUGCGGGGUAACAGAUUCAAUGUUCCGCCCAAUCGCCGAGGAGCGAUUAGUAAGCCAAUGCCUCGCAGAGAUGAUGUCUGCCGCCUAUGCAACCAAAGGCAUGGAUCCGCUCCGUGUGAAAUGCGUGGAGUUUGUUUUGGAUGUGGCCGGCGGGGCCAUCCGGUGAGAGAUCGCCCGCAGAGGCAACAAGUCAGGCCACAGGGAGGCCAAGUUGGAAGGAUUGCACCACCAAAUUACCGUAACGGACCUCGACGCAAGGGACGAGUAUUUGCGGUCACUCGAGAUGAGGCGAAGGACUCGCCGACCGUCACAGGUACGGUCCUUCUACAGAAUAGCGUAGCUUAUGCUUUGUUUGACCCCGGUGCUACGCAUUCUUUUGUUGCGGAUCAAUUUGUUAGACUAUCUGGAUUGAUUGUGGUACCAUUAGAUAUGGUUGUUAAGGUGUCUACACCUUUAAAGGAUAGCGUAAUAGCCGCAGUAGGGUCUCCUGGUUGUAGAUUAGUAGUUGAUGGUCACGAGAGUGAGAUAGAUCCGGUUGUACUCGAGAUGUACGAUUUUGAUCCGAUCGUGGGAAUGGACCGGUUAACGAAGCAAAGGGCUACGAUGGAUUGCUAUCGUAAGUGGAUACGUCCGUUGGGGAAACUAAGUUGGAGGAUAUUGCUGUAG
Messenger RNA from Rhodamnia argentea, 921 nucleotides. RefSeq lists its product as uncharacterized. The record is from RefSeq and is a predicted model, not a curated record. Lineage: Eukaryota; Viridiplantae; Streptophyta; Magnoliopsida; Myrtales; Myrtaceae. Bases 1 to 921 code for a protein of 306 amino acids. The transcript is spliced from 2 exons.